ACUGUGAAAUAUUUCAUGUGUUUUUUAAAUCCAAAAGCAUUCAAUCAAUUACAAAAAAUAUCAAGAGAUAUUCAGACAAAUCAAUGCAAACAAGUACUUUCCCUUUUUUGUCAGCACCCUCAUUAAAUAUAAAAAAUGAAGAACCAUAAUCGUUCUUUCUUUGUCAUUGAAGUUAUCAUGUAACCUUUGAUGAAAAAACAUUUGAUGUAUUGUCGUUAUUGCUGUAAUUAUUUCAAGUGCUGAAGUAAAAUGUUCCUCUUAUCCCGUUAUGUUUCUUUUUUUUCAUUGAAAUUACACCACAAGAGGCUCUGAUAGUGAAAACAAACUGUUGUAAAUUAACCAACAAAUAAGUUACUUAAAGGCUUCUGAAGGUCAAUGCUUUUUACCACCGAAAAAUUGUUUAGCAGUACAUACAUUUCCCAAAGACCAUACCCUAUGGCACACACUCUGCAAAGUCUACUGCUAAACUAAAACAUACAAACAUAAGUAGGUACUAAAUGGGUACUUCCUAAAACACAAACACUCCUCUCUGUUUUGCAAUAAUAAGGAAGUGAACUUUUGAUCUGGAGUACACUAAGACACCUGUUGCUUUCACUGCACGUUCACGUUGAACCGCCAUGUCACACUACUGUUCCAUCCACCUCUCAGCCGCUCUUGAAGAGCAGAACACAUUGUGAGACUUCUCAGGAGCGAUGGACCUGGAGAAAGGAGGCGUCUUCAUCCUGCUGUGUCUCUACCUGCCAUGUCUGAGGCCUCUCGGUCUUGACGCGUCGACGUCCAUGCGAUGGUACCCCAAAACUCUCCCGUGUAACGUCAGCUUGGCCAGCAACGGUAGUGCGGUCAUGGUGGACUGCACCGAGAAAAGUCUCACAUCUAUCCCGAGUGGCAUCCCAGGGAACGCCACCAACCUCACACUCACCAUCAACCACAUUCCUGAGCUGAACGCCACCUCCUUCCACGGUCUGGAGAACCUCACAGAGAUCGACAUGCGAUGCAACUGUGUGCCUAUGAAGAUCGGCCCCAAGGAUCGUGUGUGCACCAAGGGCCUGACCAUUAUGGAAGACACAUUCAGCGACCUGAAGAAGCUGCAAGCGCUAUACCUGGAUGGCAACCAGCUGGACGGCAUACCUAGGGGCCUGCCUCCAAACCUCCGCCUUCUGAGUCUUGAAGUAAACAACAUAUUCUACAUUUCUAAAGAGAACCUCUCGGAGAUCACAAAUGUUGAGAUCCUCUACCUGGGUCAGAAUUGUUAUUACCGAAACCCAUGCAAUGUGUCCUAUAGCAUAGAGGCUGGGGCAUUUUUGCAGCUUAGCAAUUUGACAUUGUUAUCUGUUAAGUCCAACAAUUUGUCUUAUAUCCCAUCCCUGUUGCCUUUAAGUUUGAGGGAGCUGUAUCUCUAUAACAACAAUAUUGGAAAAGUCACAGAAAAAGAUUUUAAAAACUUAACUAAUUUGGAAAUCUUGGAUAUUAGCGGAAACUGUCCCCGGUGCUACAACGCGCCUUUCCCUUGUGAUCCUUGUCCAAACAACUCCCUUAAGUUACACAAGAAUGCGUUCAAAACAUUGGCCAAACUCAAGAUCCUACGCAUGCACAGUAACUCCUUGACCACCGUGCUUCCUGAAUGGUUUGCCAACUUAAAAGAGUUGAAGGUGCUCGACCUCUCGUCCAACUUUUUGGCCGGGGAGGUGGCGCACUUUAACCUUCCAAAUGCCCUCUGCAACCUAGAGGAGCUGGAUCUAUCAUUCAACUACGAACUGCAGAAAUACCCAGCCACUUUGAAUCUGAACCCCUCGUUCUCCGUCCUCCAAUCACUAAAAGUGCUUAGGCUUCGGGGCUUUGUGUUCCAAUCGCUGACCAUACAAGGCAUCCAACCACUGAUGCUUUUACCCGACCUGGAGGUUUUUGAUCUGGGCACAAACUUCAUUCAAAUGGCCAAUCUCAGUGUUCUGAUGGAGCUGAAAAGCUUUAAAAUAAUCAAUCUGUCGGAUAACAAAAUAUCCUCCCCGUCCGAAGGCCCAGAGCCAUAUAACUCUGUCUCUGCUCACCAGGCUCGGCUUUGGUCACCUAUGACCGGUGCUCAACAAUUUGGGGAUGAGGGCGUGAGAGAGAUACAUUACUUCAGGUAUGAUGAGUAUGCACGUAGUUGCAAAUACAAAGAUAAAGAGCUUGGAGUUUUUAACUCCUUUGUCAAUGCACAGUGCAGUCAUUUUGGCAAGACCUUGGACGUAAGCAGGAACAAUAUAUUCUUCCUCCAUUCAAAAUUUUUAAAUCUUGGCGAUCUGAAAUGCCUUAAUCUAUCUGGAAAUGCAAUGAGCCAAAGUUUAAAUGGCAGUGAAUUCACUUAUCUCAAAAAUUUAGAAUAUCUUGACUUCUCAGCGAACCGUCUGGACCUUCUUCAUCCCACUGCGUUUCAAGAGCUCCAAAAUCUGGUCAUCCUAGACAUAAGCCUCAACAAUCAUUACUUUGAAUCAGAGGGGUUGACCCACAUGCUUAACUUCACUGAAAAUCUACCCAAGCUAAAGAUACUUCUCAUGAACCAUAACAAGAUUUCAACAUCUACUAACACAGAGAUGAGCAGUUACUCCCUGGAGAGACUGGAGUUCAUAGACAACCGUUUAGAUAUGCUUUGGAGAGAUGGCGAUACAAGGUAUAUCGGAUAUUUCAAAAACCUUUUGAAUCUACACGUUCUCGACAUCUCUGAGAAUAACCUUAACUUCAUUCCCCGCGAGGUAUUCCAUAACUUGCCAGAUAGACUAUCCGAACUAUACAUUAGAAAAAAUAUCCUCACUAAAUUUUUCUGGGGAGACAUAGACAAGUUGACUUUGUUGAAGAUUUUAGAUCUAAGUGGGAACCGUCUCACAAGAGUUCCCAUGGUGCUUUCAAACUGCACCAAAUCUCUCCAAAAACUGAUUUUAACAGGAAACCAGAUAGAAAAUCUCUCCCCUGAUUUCCUGAAGGAUGCGUUCAGCUUAAAGUAUCUAGAUCUCAGCUUCAACAAACUAAAAUACAUGGAACACUCCAGUCUCCCUGAUAUCAUUGUGAAUAAUAUGGACAUGCUCCUCCUACACAACAACAUAUUCACCUGCACCUGCAACACCACUUGGUUCAUUGAGUGGCUCAACAGCACCACAGUCACCAUCCCCCUUCUGGCCACAGACGUGACCUGCGACACCCCGGGGGCACAGCGAGGUCGCUUGGUACUCACGGUGGACAUGCUGGCCUGCCAGUACCACUACCUGUCCCUUGUGCUCUACAUCCUGCUGACGUCCACGCUGCUCGUCUUCGUCACCCUAGCCGUUUCCAGCCACCUCUUCCUCUGGGACGUCUGGUACAUCUACCACUUCUGCAUGGCCAAACUCAGAGGCUACGGCCGCCAGCCCUCGUCGCAGAGCUGCCCGUAUGACGCCUUCGUGGUGUACGAGAAGAAGGACCCGGCGGUGAGCGAAUGGGUGAUGAACGAGCUGUGCGUUCAGCUGGAGGAGCGGGGGGACCGGCCCCUCCGGCUGUGCCUGGAGGAGCGGGACUGGAUCCCUGGGUGUCCGGUGGUGGACAACCUGUGCCAGAGCAUCCAUCAGAGCAAGAGGACGGUGUUCGUCCUCACCAACCGCGACUUGAAGAGCGGGAACUUCAAGACGGCGUUCUACAUGGCGCACCAGCGGCUCAUGGAUGAGAAGGACGACGUCAUCGUGCUGAUCUUUCUGGAGAAGGCAGCGAGUAACUCAAAGUACCUGAGACUCAGGAAGAGACUGUACAGGCGGUCGGUCCUGGAGUGGCCGACCAAUCCUCAGGCUCAGCCAUACUUUUGGUUUGGCCUCAGAAGCGUGCUGGCUACAGAGAGUAACAAGCAGUACAGUGACAUGUUCAGGGAGACGCUGUAAUGAAAUUACAGAUAAAAUGUAUAAAAAAUAAAAAUUGAGUACAUCAAA
Messenger RNA from Gadus macrocephalus (Pacific cod), 3926 nucleotides. Its product is annotated as toll-like receptor 7. The transcript is spliced from 2 exons. The coding region runs from base 693 to 3878 and encodes 1061 amino acids. Gene Ontology annotation, molecular function: protein binding; pattern recognition receptor activity. The record is from RefSeq and is a predicted model, not a curated record. Gene Ontology annotation, cellular component: plasma membrane. Lineage: Eukaryota; Metazoa; Chordata; Actinopteri; Gadiformes; Gadidae. Gene Ontology annotation, biological process: defense response to virus; canonical NF-kappaB signal transduction; positive regulation of interleukin-6 production.